Acyrthosiphon pisum (pea aphid) is the source of this 1285-nucleotide messenger RNA. RefSeq names its product nudix hydrolase 2. The transcript has 6 exons. Lineage: Eukaryota; Metazoa; Arthropoda; Insecta; Hemiptera; Aphididae. Gene Ontology annotation, molecular function: ADP-ribose diphosphatase activity; NAD binding; NADH pyrophosphatase activity. The record is from RefSeq and is a predicted model, not a curated record. The coding region runs from base 310 to 1155 and encodes 281 amino acids.
AUCACCACCGUCUCCAGCCCCCCACCCACGUUCGCUCAACGUACCCGGCACCGCAUUCUUUCCUUAUUUUUUUUACGCAUCCACACUGUAUAUUAUACACGCGCUCCGUCUUCGUUGCACCGCCCGUCUUUUUUCUCGCCGGUGUCUCGCUCCCGCACGCCGCCUAUCUCACCGUCCGUCCCUCUCGCUUGCCGCGCGGCUGCUCGUUCGUUCUUCCUGGUCUCCGCCGCCGUGGACGUCCCUUUUUGCACGCGGGCAACAGGUUAAAACGUGCACAGACUCGCGCACCGCAGCGGACGCGCUGCUUACAUGGUUUCCAGACAACCACCGCUGUCGUUAUACGCGACCGUCAGAAAAAUGUCCACGUUUGCCGGUCACGUGGACAGACACAGAGGCGUCGUCGUCAAAUCCACCAUAGCCGCCACGGAACAAGAGAAACCGACGGAAUUCGGUCCCAAGCUUGCGAGAUCUCUAAUUAAAUGGUCGGCGGAUGAACAGGUGCACUUGGUGUGGUUCCAGAUAGCUCGGCAACAUGCGCAUUGGAUUUCGGAAUUGGCCAAAAACAAUUUCCUGUUUCACAGAACAUCACCGGACGGUAACGAACUGUGGAUGUACAAACGUUUAAGGGGUGAAAGCACAUCUACUGUAGACUCCCCUCAUACGUAUACAGGGGCGGGAGGUCUAGUGAUACGCGACGAUCAUUUGUUAGUCGUCAAAGAGCAUAGCCUACCAUUUUGGAAAUUGCCCGGAGGUUAUGUAAAUCCUGGAGAAAAUAUCGGUGACGCUGCCAUUAGAGAAGUAUUUGAAGAGACGGGCAUCAGAGCCGAAUUCGUAUCUUUAGUGGCGUUCAGGCACGUUUUAAGUGGGAGUUUCGAUUGUGAUGAUAUGUAUUUCGUUACAAACUUGCGACCGUUAACUUUCGACAUUGUGAUUGAUAAAGAGAUAUCAGAAGCUAAAUGGAUGAAGUGCGAAGACUUUAUAUCGAGUCCAGAUGUUGGUGAACACAGCCGUUUUUUCGUCAAAACGUUUAUCGAAAAUUCUAAAAACGGCAUCACGAUGAAACCUAGUAAAACUAUUCAUCAAUUUACCAAUAAAGAAUUUAUCAGCUACAUAGCAUCCUGCAGUACACCGACAGAUUCUAGUUCAGAUAUUUAAACGCACAUUAGCGGAAACAAUUAUUUUCAAUACGUUAAUUAUUAUUAGGUGAAUGCGUGAAUGUACAUACAUUACACGCCUAUGUUAUUAUUGUUUGUGUAGGAUUGUAAUACAUAUAUGUAUACUAUUA